AGCUAUAAUAAUUUUCCCAUUUUUUUUUUGGCUUCACAUCGAUAAAGUAGUGUGUUAAGUGAUAAUACACGACUGAUUACAAUUUACACCUCCGAGUUCCGAUUCUGAAUCGGUGAUCAUCGAUGUUGAAUUACUGAAUUAUUCAUAUUAUUUCUUUAAAUUUGCCUUCCAUUUUGCAGUUUACUUUCCAGCAUACGAUUCCUUCAAUUCUGUAUCAACGUCUAGAAUAAUUAUUUGAGAAUCGACUUUCGCUUUAAGAUAAUUCUAUCGAAAUAGUUUUCUUCAAUAUGGAGGACGAUCUGCCAUCCAAGUAUGAAGUGAUUGUCAUUGGCACUGGUAUGACUGAGUCAAUUGUUGCUGCUGCUGCUAGUCGAAUUGGAAAACGAGUUUUACACUUAGAUAGAAAUGACUAUUAUGGUGGUAUGUGGGCAUCAUUUACAUUUGAAGCUCUUCAAAAAUGGCUAGAUGAAUGCAGAAAUGGAAAAACAAAUGAUUUUGUGAAAACAUCUUCUCCAUUAGUGCAAGACACUGAAAAGUCUAUAACUAUAGGCAAUCAAUUUUCCACUGUAUUUAAUAUUGAAGAAAAAUGGUUUAUUCCUGAAAAACUUCCUUCAGUUGGUAAUUUGCUUAGUGCAAAAAAUACUCAAACUGAAGAUAGUCCAAAAGAAAGUAAAGAUGGAUUGACUGAAACUGAGGCUACAUUAAAACAAAAUGAUAAACUUUGGUGUCAAGCUAAAAUUAAAACCAUGGGGCGAAAAUUUAACUUGGAUUUAGCACCUAAAUUACUUUUCUCUCGUGGCACAUUAGUAGAACUUCUUAUUUCAUCAAAUAUCUCUCGUUAUGCUGAAUUUCGAUGUGUAAAUCGUAUUCUUACAUGGCAGUCGAAUAAAUUGGAAACUGUUCCAUGUUCUCGAGCAGAUGUGUUUGCUACUAAGAAUGUUGGACUUAUUGAAAAGCGACAAUUAAUGCAACUAUUGACUUUAUGUGUUGAGUAUAAGCCAGAGAGUGAUGAAUUUAAAGGGUUUGAAGAUAAAACAUUAAAACAAUACUUAGAAAGCAAAAGCUUAACAGAAAAUUUAAUGCAUUAUGUAUUAUAUGCUAUUGCAAUGUCAAAUGAUACAACACCAUGUAUGGUGGGUGUUGAAAGAACUCAACGGUUCCUAAGUAGCCUUGGUCGUUAUGGUAACACACCAUUUUUGUGGCCCAUGUAUGGUACUGGAGAACUUCCACAAUGUUUUUGUCGACUAUGCGCUGUGUUUGGAGGCGUGUAUCAUCUGAAACGGGCAGCUGAUAGUGUUAUAGUAGCAAACAAUGAAUGUAAAGCUAUUUUAUCUGAUGGAUCCCGACUUGAUUGUGAUCAUCUUGUAAUGGGUGUUGCUGAUGCUCCUCCAGAAUUCUUAGGCUCUGUUCCUAAAGCAGGUCUUUCAAGAGGCAUUUUUAUAAUUGAUAGAUCAAUAUCUACUACUGAUAAGGAGUCUUUGACAUUACUUCAAUUUCCAAUUAAAGGGAAAGAGCCAAUAACAGUAAUUGAAGCUGGACCAUCUACUCACGUUUGUCCACCUGGACUAUAUUUACUACACAUGACCACCAAACAAAUAGAUAACGCAGUAAAUGAUUUAAAACCAGCUGUUGAUGCAUUAUUACAUUCUGAAUAUGCAGAUGGUACUACAAUUAGAAUAAAUACUGACACUCAAUCAACUCAAACAUCAAAAGAGGGAGAUUCUUCUGCAUCGAGUGGGGAGUCAAGUAUACUAAAUGAAUCAUUAAAACCUCAAAUUUUAUAUGCACUUUAUUUUAAUUGUCCUGAAACAUCUGAAUAUGAUCUAUCGCAAAAUGUUCCGAACAAUGUUUAUUUGUGUUCAGGACCCGAUCUAGCUGUUGAUUAUGAGUUUGCUGUUAAACAAGCAAAAUCUAUUUUUUCAAAAAUGUAUCCAGAUUCUGAAUUUUUGCCUCGUGCUCCUGAUCCUGAAGAACUAUCUCUUGAAGUUGAUGAAGCUGCUGGUCCUCCUUUCCAAAGUUCUGAAGAACCUAAAGAAGAAUGAAUUAACUUAUAAAAUAUCCUGCAAUUGCUUAAUUUUUAUUCUGAUAGGCUAUUAUUUUACCAAUUUAAUUUAAGAUAAUUGUUAGCUUUUUAUACUUGUAUUAUUGGUUAGGUUAGCAAUUUUUAAUCAUUUAGCAUUUUUUUAAUAUAUUAAAACAAUACUUAUAUUUAAUAAAUCUUAAAAAAAGAGUUCAUAUUAAAAAAGUAGUUAUUACUAAAUGGAAAUUUUUUUUGUUAAAUUUAUGAUAUCUUGCUAAUAAUAAUUUAUUAUGAGAGUCUAUACUUAAUUAUGAAUUGCUAAAUCUCAAAACUAAAUUAUUCAAUUUUGUUAUAAAUAAUAUAAUUUCAUUGAUUUACACAGUUGGAAAACAAUUUAUUUUGAUAACAGGAUUUGAACAGAUAAAUGUAUAAUAACUAUGUUUUUAUAUGUUUCGUUUUAUUGUUUAUGUUUAAACAACUGCACAAUCUAUCAUAAAAUAUUUAUUGUAUCCAAAAUAUGAACUCUUGAUUACAUUCCAAAGUUUUUUUUUAAAUGUUUUUUGGUAACUAGGGGUUUUUAUACUUUUAUCAUUAAAUUACUAAUAGAUUUUUAGAAAAUACAGUUUCACUGAAAGUAGUAAAAUCUCACAUAAUUUUAAUUAAUUACAUGAUAAAAAGUUUAAAAGGUUAUAAAUAUCUUAACUGUAUUUAAUUAAUGAUUCAAUCAUGUGGUUACUGUAAUUUACAUCCUUUAAUUAGGAUUAUUAUCUUAGUAUUGAGUAAUAUAUUAACACAUAAGAAAGUUUUUACUUACAGAUAAAAUAUCAUUCUACAAAUAUUGGUAUUUUUAAUCUAUUAUUCAUUUGAGAUAUAUUUGAAUAUUUGAUAGUUUAUAAUUUUUAUUAAAUUUUAAAUGACCAUGUUUAACAUUGCACCACAGAUACUUGCUUAAAUAAUUGAAAUUCUUAAUGCGUAUAGAAAUAUAAAUAACCAUAUAAUAUGUCAAUAUUAAAUAUUUGUUUUAUAUUAGUUUAAUAAUUAUUGUGUUAAAAACAAUUUGUUUCGGUUCCUUUUUAUUUCUAAAUUUUCUAGUCAGCAAAUGUUAUUUGAUUUUCACCGUUUGGUAAAUAAUCUUUUAUAAUUUUAAAUUUGUUCCUUUUUUAAAUUUUUAUUGAUGCUUAUUUUAAGUUUGAUUUUUUUUUUUUUUACUCUAUAUUUUACUGUAUGGCCUUUAAAUAUUAUCUCAUUAUAUUGCUAUAUUAUUAUUUAUUUUUAAUCUAAUAAUUUAUUGAUAAUAGAUAUAAAAAUAAAACGACAUUUUUGAAUCUGUUGCUUUUUGCAAUAACUUACUUGGUGAUUUGGUUUUUAAUUUUUAUAUGUAGAAUAAAUAUAGUUAAUUAAAAUUUA
Messenger RNA from Aphis gossypii (cotton aphid), 3427 nucleotides. It is a transcript of the gene Rep, whose product is annotated as rab proteins geranylgeranyltransferase component A 1. The transcript is spliced from 9 exons. The coding region runs from base 288 to 2042 and encodes 584 amino acids. NCBI's taxonomy places the organism in Eukaryota, Metazoa, Arthropoda, Insecta, Hemiptera, Aphididae. Gene Ontology annotation, biological process: small GTPase-mediated signal transduction; intracellular protein transport; vesicle-mediated transport. Gene Ontology annotation, cellular component: cytoplasm; Rab-protein geranylgeranyltransferase complex; nucleus. Gene Ontology annotation, molecular function: GDP-dissociation inhibitor activity. The record is from RefSeq and is a predicted model, not a curated record.